This is a messenger RNA of Corticium candelabrum, 2159 nucleotides long. RefSeq lists its product as uncharacterized. Lineage: Eukaryota; Metazoa; Porifera; Homoscleromorpha; Homosclerophorida; Plakinidae. Gene Ontology annotation, molecular function: cysteine-type deubiquitinase activity. The transcript has 7 exons. The record is from RefSeq and is a predicted model, not a curated record. Bases 566 to 1762 code for a protein of 398 amino acids. Gene Ontology annotation, biological process: protein deubiquitination.
CGAACAAUUAUCUAGAUACUACCUGUACUAGAUGUACUGAUUCUGUGAAGGCAUGCGUUUACGGAUCGAGAGACAUUGCAUGCGGUACGUGCAUGUAUCUUAGGGCCUGUCCACACUAGACCAGAAUGGAUCGCGAUCGGGACAGCGAGCGUCCACACUGCACUUUGAAAACGAUACGCCUCAUUUCGCUAUCACGUGACUGAUGACCGAUGUGUAUGUGUGGUUUCUUUGCUUGUAGAAAGCGUUGAUACAGCGACGUAAGGUGAGCGAGAACAAAGACGAGUGAGGAUUGCUUUCCGACUACACGCAUAGCGUACGUGAAGAUUUCAAACUAUGGAAAGAAAAACUUGAAAGAGAUCAUCAAUCUUCAUUUGUCAAAUCAAGUGGUUCCAAGAGAACCAAGACUAAUACUACUCAUUCUUACUCAUGCAAAAAAUCUGGUUCUCAUGUCAGCAAGAGCAGAGGAAAGAGCCAAAUUAAAUCACAGGGAUCUUCAAAAGUAGGACAUCAUUAAGAAAUCAAGAGGGCCACUCUUCUGUCAUCCUGGGUACUGAAAAAAUACAAGAUGCCCAGGAAAGACCACGCUGUACUACAUUUGUUUUGUGAUGAAACAACCAUGUCUAAGCUUGAAAGAGAUGGUCAACUGAUAGAGAAAACUGACAUCCCGGCGAGGCCAGAAGAACUUCCUGACGACAUAGUAGAAGUAGACUUUGAGAGUAGUCAUCUGUCAAAGUAUUUUAGUUCCCAAGCCUGGCAUCACCUUUUGGAGACAGUUGAACUAAAGCAGAGACAGUGGCAUUGUGGGAAUUGUGACUUAGUAACAACCCAGCUAAAUAUGGUCCAAUGCGAUGGCGAGUGUGGAAAAUGGUUCCAUUGGAAUUGUGUUGGACUUCGAGAAGAACCGACUGACAUGUGGCAAUGCGACAAAUGUUUGCUUUCCAUAGGACAGAAUACAAUUAUACCAAAUACCAGUGUCAGAGCUCAGAAUACGUCAUCAAUGCUGCAACUGCUACGGAAUGCUUCCAGAUAUUCAACAACAAUGGGCACCAUAACAAAGUCCACAACAAAGCAUACAACACAUGACAAAAUCAUUGAGGGUGUUCUGAACAAGAACAUACUGCCAUGUCCUGGAACAGUAGUACGUAUACCAGAGAGGGUCAUUCAAAGUCCAAUUAAAAAGAAGCUAGGAAUGUGGACGAUUCAUAUUGACAGAUUUCUAGCUUCUGAGGGCAGACAACGAUCUGCAGUAAAAGGAGAUGGUAACUGCCUCUUCAGAGCUAUGUCAAAACAACUCUUUGGAACAGAUACCCUUCACCGCCAGCUUAGGGAAUUUCUUGCAGGUGUCAUAGUGCUUAACCAUGACAGAUACCAACAAUUUUAUAUUCCUUCUGAAACAACAACAUUUCAACAACACCAAAAAUCCAUUCAUCAACUAGGAGUGUGGGGAACACAGAUUGAAAUGCAGGCAGCGAGAGACAGCUACCAAAUGCCUGUGUAUGUGUGCUCUCCCCAUCCCACAACUAGACAAAUCAGGUGGCUACACGUCAAGCCAUCCUAUAGUCCUCAAGUACCGGACACAUCACAACUGCCACAGCUGUCUCUGUUGUACACCAAUGGUCGUAUUGAAAUAGCACAUACUGGUUGUCAUUACGACAGCAUAUGCACUAGUAACGGGCAAACUUUACAGUUUCCUGAGCAGCCAGAUGAGGACAAAGAAUAUGAGGUCUGUAGGAUCAAUGACAAUGAAACUGACAGUGAUUAACUACGUCACUUCCGUACCUGCAGAACAGAUUCUGCUAGAAAGUAUCUAAAGAUGUAGUUACUUGGCAACGUUUGUAAGGUUUUUAAUAAUGCAAUAUAAAUGUUAUAAAAAAUACAUGUGUAGUUAACUAGAAUCAAUAUGUGUGAACGUAAGUCUGGAUACAACGGCUUUACCAUCAAAUCUGAUUCUUCUUUCUACUAUACGUAUCUUCCAAAUUUUCAUCAGCAUCCUAAUAUACAUAGAUAGGCACAUGCAUGCGCAUGUGUAAAGUAUAUGCAACAGUCGGGUUUUGCUUUUUGCCACUUUGACUAUGGAAAUGCUGCCCGCGUCUGCAAGUUACUACGGUAUCUUGCAGCAGCUCUUUUUUCCUGAUCCUUUACUAAUCCUGAUCCUUUAC